Messenger RNA from Neurospora tetrasperma FGSC 2508, 285 nucleotides. RefSeq lists its product as uncharacterized. Bases 85 to 270 code for a protein of 61 amino acids. The record is from RefSeq and is a predicted model, not a curated record. The transcript has a single exon. NCBI's taxonomy places the organism in Eukaryota, Fungi, Ascomycota, Sordariomycetes, Sordariales, Sordariaceae.
AUGCGGAAAACAAGCCGUAUAAAUCCAAUGUGACGUUUCGCGAAUCGAAGGUCUCAGCCCUGGACCAGACAGGCGCGCGGUACAAUGACAAGUGUUGGCCAAGAAAGAGGCGUUGUUGGAAUUGGAUCGGUGUUGCCGAUGCAGCUGGUGUUGAACGGAAUGCGUGAUGUAGCGGGCGAUUGGCUUUCCCGACAAAUACCCUUCAGUUGGUGCGGUAGAAUGCAAGAAGAAUCGGAUCGCCUUUUGGUGUGGAAGACAGGACUGGAUUGAGGAUGAUGACAAAAC